This is a messenger RNA of Macadamia integrifolia, 1538 nucleotides long. RefSeq names its product transcription factor RAX2-like. The coding region runs from base 201 to 1238 and encodes 345 amino acids. The transcript has 3 exons. NCBI's taxonomy places the organism in Eukaryota, Viridiplantae, Streptophyta, Magnoliopsida, Proteales, Proteaceae. The record is from RefSeq and is a predicted model, not a curated record.
UCUCUCAGAUAAUUACAUAUCCAUGGCUUUCCCAACUCCAUAACCCACAAGUCUCCUCUCAAUAAAGGCGUCAGCAUCACCAACUCACCCCUAAAAGCCCGUUUGGAGAGAGGGGCUUAGAGAAGAAACAUCAUUUGCUUCCUUCAAAAGGGCCGGCUGGAGAAAGAGAAGAAAAGAUCAAUUGUACUCAAAGAGGGAAAAUGGGUAGGGCUCCUUGCUGUGAUAAGGCAAACGUGAAGAAGGGACCAUGGUCACCUGAAGAAGAUACUAAGCUCAAAGAGUUCAUCGAGAAGUAUGGAACUGGUGGUAAUUGGAUUGCUCUCCCACACAAAGCUGGUCUGAAGAGAUGUGGGAAGAGUUGCAGAUUGAGAUGGCUUAACUAUCUAAGACCCAACAUUAAGCAUGGAGAAUUUUCUGAUGAUGAAGAUAAGAUUAUCUGCACUCUCUUUGCUAGUAUUGGAAGCAGGUGGUCAAUAAUAGCGGCUCACUUGCCUGGCAGGACUGACAAUGAUAUCAAGAACUACUGGAACACAAAGCUCAAGAGGAAACUCAUGGGUUUAGUCCCUCCUAAUAAUUCCUCUCAAAGAAAACCCCUUCAUCACCAAUCCUUCCCAUCUCAUCAUCUUCAAAACCCAUCUUCAUCACCAUCACUAUCAUCUUCAUCUUCAUUUAAAGAUAGUAAUAUUCAUACCACUUACUACAACCCAACUAAAUCUUUCACAACCCCUGAGCCCAUUUCAAUCCCACCAAAUCUUUGGAGCAACACCAAUGUUUCUAUUACCACAACUCCUGUUACUGCUUCCCUUCUCAGACCUCAAGAGAGCAUAGUGAGUCCCUUGUACCAAUACCAAGUGAAAGACAAUUUUAUCAUGCUUGGAGGUGCUGAACCAAGUUGCAGCUCUUCCAAUGGGAGUAGCAACAACCAGAUCAGCUAUGGCAAAGAAAUUGAAUUUGAAUAUGGUGGUGGUGGUGGUGUUGGUGUUAAUGGUGAGCAGCAGCAAAUGGGUCUGGGGACAUAUCUCCUUAAUGGGGUUGAAGAAAACCAGAAAUUCUUCCUGGGUGGCAACAGUGGAGGUCAUGGAUUAGAUGGGUGGACUGAGAAACCAAAUGGGUUGUGGGGAGAAGUUCAGCCAUUAGAGAAUGGAAUAGAGGAGAUUAAGCAGCUUAUUAGCACUCAUGGCUGUAACAGUUUCUUUGUUGAUGAAAACAAGACACAAGGGAGGGCUAUGUACUAUUGAAAUUGACACUGACUGUAAUGUAAAUCAGAAAAAGAUUUGAAGGGGUAAGGUGGGAGGAGGCUCAAGAUCCAAUUAGUCAGACAGGAGGAGUGAGGGUGAGGGGAGGGUUUUUUUUGUUGUUUGAACACUUUUUAACUGUACGUUGGUUAAAGUUUCCCCUUGAGCAUUUCUUUUUGGGAAAUGAUGUGUGUUUUCAGUUCCACUGCACUAUCAAUCAGAAAUUUAAUGUCAUGGAAACUGGAGAAUACAUCAUCAUCAUUCAAUUCAAGAAUCAGACCCAAGCAUGCUACUGUGCUUUCU